UAUAUUGUACAAAUAUAGUACAACUUGGGGUUGGAGCUGUUAUUUUUUUCCUGUUUUUUAAAUAAUUGCUGAAAUUUUUAUUUUGAUGGUUUUUUUAAUUAUUAUAACUAGGUGGAAGUCUAACUUGUGGUGGAUUGAGAAGUGAUUGUGGAUGCUAGCAAAUCUUCAAUUAUCUUUGAGGUAAAUUAAAUAUUUUAUUGGUUAAUUAAAGUCUUACUUGAAUUACACAAUUAAAGUGUUAUAUGAAUGUGUCGAAAAAUUACGAAUUACACAAUUUUUUAAGGAUUUAUAAUAUACAAAUUAAUAGUUUUCGAACUCUCAAAUUAUAAAACGAAUUAGAAAAUAUUAAAUAUUAAUUGUUUGUUUUAACUGAUUUAUAAUCUAACAUUUAGUGUUUGUAGCUAUAAAAAAAUUAGAAAAUAUUAAAUAUUUCGAAAUAAAAAUAAUAAUCUCAAAAUAUCAAAAUAUAGGGUUUCAAUGGCGACUCCGGGUAGGAAUACUGCCAAAGUUUUCGUGUAUAUAGGAGGCCAGAUUGUUCAUGAGGGAUUGUCAGUGAAUUAUGAUCAAUCUCAUCAUACAGUCGUACGAGUGAAACACGAUAUAUCUUUCUCAGACUUCUUGGCGAAAAUAUACUCACGUUGCCGAAUAGAUAAAAAUGAAUUUGUGUUAUCGGUGUCGGGCAAAAUAUCACGAUGGUAUCAAAAUCAGUGGAGCGAGAUAGUUUCUGAGAUAACAAAUGAUGAUGAUUUAGAAAUCUAUUUGCACCCGGAUGAAGGAAACGAUUCCAUAGAUGUUUAUGUUGAGUCUCAGCCUUUAUACAAUCCUUUGAUGCCUUCACAAUUCACUACAUCAGAGCCUCUCAACAUCAAUUAUUGCGCCGCAAUUCUAUUGAAAAGUGUUCGUGAAAAUCCAGUUUGUGAGAUUUCAAAGGCAAGAGAGAUUGUGACCGCGCAAAUAGGAUAUGAGAUAUCCUACAUGAAGGCAUGGUACACUUUGAAGCGAUGCAGAGAAAAUGUAUAUGGAACAUGGGAGAGUUUGGUCCAGAAGUUGCCAAAAUUUAUGAAAGCACUGCAACAAAGGAAUCCAGGCACAACUGUUGAGUGGGAACAUCACGCGACAAAUCAUCCAUCGAAAUUCAUAAUCAAAUACGUCUUAUGGGCCUUCAAGCCGUGUAUUGAUGGUUUCAAAUACUGUCGUCGGGUGAUCAGCGUCGAUGGAACUCAUUUGUACACUAAGUACAAACAUAAGAUGUUGCUUGCUGUGUGUUUGGAUGCGAAUCAACAAGUUUUACCACUUGCUACAUCUGCGCACCUUAUUCAUUUUACUCGAGGGAUUGCUUUUCUCAUAGUAGGGGGGAUUAUGUGUCCCGAUCACACUGGCGACUCUAUUCCGUUGAUGUAUUUGAGACAUUUAGAGGAUCUUGAUGCUGUCCGUACAUAUAGUUGGGGUAGUUGUACUCUAGCAGUCCUCUACCACGAGUUGUGCAAAGCAUCGAAGAUAUCUGCAAAAGAAAUCAGUGGCCCUGUUCAAUUAUUACAGAUAUGGGCAUGGAUGCGGAUUCCUCCAUCAAGGCCCAUACCUACUCUGGCAAAAUGGGGCACAACACUUGAGUAUGCAGGAUAUGAGUUUCCCGUACCACCUUACGGUGCACGGUGGACCAAUCAUGUCAGCUUCAAUGAGACUGGUGCACAUGUUCUUCGUAUUUUUAGGAUGAUGUUGGAUCAGAUGCUCCCAGAUCAGUUUAUAUGGACGCCAUAUGAUCUGGAUGAUCCGGAGUAUCAGGCUGUAGCUGGUGAUUCGGCGAUCGCAUGUUGUGGUAUAUGGGUAUCGAGAGUCCUCCUGAUAUGCUACGCAAUUGUGGAGAUGCAUCGACCAGACAGAGUAGUACGUCAACUCGGGAUGGUACAACCCAUACCUGAACCUCCUGAAAAUACUGAGACAGAUUUCCGGAUGCACGUCAAUGCUAACCGUACAGGUGCUACCAACCGAGAUUGGAGUCUUACACAUGUUUCGCAUGUUACCGCUUGGGAUAAUAGACUCAAUUAUAUUAUUGAUUAUCCAUAUGCCAGUGACAGUCAGACUACAGAAGAUGGUUAUUUUGAGUGGUAUGAACUGCACACACGUCGUUUCAUAUCACCGAUUACCCCAUCUGAUCGUACAGGAUUUCAAGUUGGAGGUCAGAUUUCAAUGGAUACAGUGAUUCAGCAUCUUCGAUCGUUGAUUGUUUCUGUUGAUGGCGGAGACACGCCCCGGGAUGGCUAUCGUUCGUAUUUACCGACUCUCAGAACAUGUCUUAAUGUCUUAGAGUCUCGACACGGACCUUCAGAUAGGCCUCAAUCUGAGAUGCCUUAUACUCAAACUCACCCUCAGACUCAGACUCAGAUACCACUGUCUCAAAUGCCUCAGUCACAGACUCAGAUGUACGCUGGCGAGGCAGGAACUUCUUCUCGUGCAUAUUAUCCGGCAUUCGAUAAUUAUACAGACCCUAGAUCACACGGGCAUCCAUCCGAUCCGUACACCCCAUACCCCUACUUUAAUCCGAAUAUGAAUUCGGAAGACCCAGUUCAUUUGGGGUCUACGCAUCAGUUUUCGUCUACAUCGCGACCGGUAGAUCAUCAGAUGACACCUAUUCCUUAUUCUCAAUCCGCAAAUUCUUCGAGUGAUAAUGAAAAUGAUGAGGAUGAACAAGUUGGUAGAGGGCACAAGACUAGAAGGCCCCCGAGAUGUGGCACCGGAGGUCACCGUCAUUGGUGA
Erythranthe guttata (spotted monkey flower) is the source of this 2754-nucleotide messenger RNA. The record is from RefSeq and is a predicted model, not a curated record. Lineage: Eukaryota; Viridiplantae; Streptophyta; Magnoliopsida; Lamiales; Phrymaceae.